GGUCAAUUUAAGUUAGGUUAGAUCAGGAUUAUAUUGUGCAAUGUUAUGUUAUGGCAAACGCUCGAUUAAUUUUCGCGAAGUAAGAUGAUAAGAAACUAAAAAAAUGCGUCAAUAAUACGAAUCAAAUACACAAACAACAUUUUGACAGGCGUGUUGGAUUUCCUUAUAGAACUGUCCUAAUAAGAGUGACGGAUAUUCCGUUGUCGAAACAACGACGUAGCGUAAGAAGUUUGGAAUGGAUUAUGCAACGGUUGUCGACGACGCGAUCAAACAAUUCUACUCGAUGGGCAAUGAUGAAGCUCAUUCGUGGCUUUUGCAGGUGCAAGCCUCCCCCGAGGCUUGGCAUUUUGUAUGGCAACUUUUGGAUCCCUCUAAGGAAUGAGCAGAAUUAGAUGAUUACUGACAUUAGUUUUAAACCAAAAACCAAUGUAGCUAUAAUCAGAAAACGAGUCGAAAACAUUUUGAGUAUUUUAACAGUGAUUUAGAAUUAAUUCGUCUUUCUUGACUUGUAUUAUUUUUACAGUCAUCUGAAGUGCAAUUUUUUGCGGCAACAACUUUACAUGCAAAGAUAUCCAAGCAAUGGGACGAAGUGCCUCAAAUCGAGUAUCCAAUGUUAAAAGAACGUUUGCUCAAUAGUAUGAGAGGAACCAACACUCCUAUAUUUGUCUUUGCAAAGCUUUGUCAAGCGUUAGCUGCAUUUGUAGUUAAUAUUCACAGUGCGGAAAACAGGGAAAGAAAUAAAAGUGUAGUCGAUGAAUUGUUUAAUAUUGUACCCUAUUCUCCAUCUGCGUUAGAAUUGUUACUUCGAGUACUUGUAAUACUGCCUGCAGAGUAUAAAAAGAAACAUGAAGUAAAAAGUGCCAAUUUGCGGGAUGCUGUUGUCUACUUAAUUAAUAGCUGGUGCCAAACCGUGUGGCUCCUACAACAAGUCUUUUCAAUAUGUAGUCCGAAUUCUGAAGGUAAAGAUAGCACAUUGUACAUUUUGGGACUGGAAUGCGCUCAAUCAUGGCUCAAGAUCAUCGAUCAGUUACCUUUAGAAACCACUGGCCAAAUCUAUCCUUAUUUAUUAAUGGCUGCAGCUCACUAUGCACCUAAUAGAGGAGAUGACGAUGAUGAGAAUACUAAGAACUGGGAAAUAGUACAAGAUUGUUUAACUAUGAUCGUGACACGUUGCGAACUUCACAAGCGGCCUCAGAUGUUUUGGGAAUGGGCUACUGCUUUAGUAUCGAUGGCGAAACAACACGACAGAAAAUAUUUCUGCGAGAUACUAACUGCCAUCGGAGAGGCUCAUAGCCGAGCGUUUCUCAUCGCUCUCGCUGAGAAUUCUAACGAGACGCACGCGUGGACUGCCAUGCAUUUGAUUGAAUUAUUGUUAGAUUGCUCGGAGCAAAAAGGUCGUUAUCCUACGGAAGAGACACGUAGUUCUAUACCAUUUGGAUUUUGGUACGCGUUACAAGACGAUCUUUCGACGUUAGAUGAACCAUUGGAAAAUCGAGCUUUAGAAGUGUUGAAGCCCAUUUAUUUUCGAUUGGCCCAGGCAUUGUUGCGAAAAUCCACAUUACCUGCAUCCCCGAGCGAGGGAGGAAAUGCGGAAGAACGCGAAAUGUUCAGAUGUUACAGGCAGGACGUGGUAGAUACAUUAGAUUAUUGUUAUAAAGUUCUUGGUACUGAUCUGUUGGCACUUCUUGGACAAAAAAUGAGUCUUGAAAAUUUGGCGUGGACUGAAAUAGAAUCUACAUUGCACGCUUUCAAAGCUUUAGCCGAACGGGUUGGCACUGAGGAGUAUUGUUACAUUCCUGCACUGAUAAAUUUGAUUCUCGUUCGCAUACCUUAUCAUCUUUAUCCUGAAGAAGUAUUAAAGUGCGCCUGUUCAACGCUUGGCGCAUACGCCGAAUGGAUAGGGGAACAUCCUGAGCCUUGGCUAAAACAAGUAUUGCAGCUUGUUACUCAAGGACUGACCAGAGGUUCUACGACGUCACCUUUUGCAAGUAUGGCGCUAAAGGAUUUAAUCAGGGAAUGCGAAUCGCAUCUCGUUCCUUAUGCACCAUCCAUUCUUCACACCAUCAGUCAGACAUUACCAAGCGUUGAGCCCGGCGGUAGAGAAGGUUUGCGACUUAUGUAUGCCGCUGGAAAAUUACUCAACAUAUUGUCUUCUAUGGAAGAGCAAUUAGUGCAUCUCGAAGCGACGUUAGGACUAUGCGUAAUGAAAAUAAAAGAGUUAUUGGAGCAACCAUUAUUUACGGCGCGAGUUGGCGUGAUAAAUUAUUUGAAAAUGGUUACUAUGUUCUUUACAACUCUCCAAGGCGCGAUCGGCAAGGCUGUAUUGGACGGUGUGCUACCGGUGUUCAAUCGAAUUGUCGUGCAUCCCGAGUGGAGCCAGGACAAUGCUACAUUGGAGGCGAUGCAUAUAUGUGCGCAACGAUCUGUAUCGGCAUUGCAACAGCCGGAGAUAGAGGCCCGACCCUUGCUUCCAAUUUUGUUAACUUCGUAUAAGAUCUGGCCGCAUCCGGCCGCGUUGAAUUUAUUGAAACAGCUCGUGCUGCUGUUUAGGAGAGAUCCAGACAACGUUGUAGGCCCGGUGCUCGCGGAAAUGAGCUCGAUAACAUUGAAUGGCGUGAAGGCGUGCAGAUCGGUGCAAGGUGAUUUGUCUGAAUGGUCGGACCUAUUGGAGGCUUAUUUAGACGUGCUCACGCAAAUCUGUAAGAAGAAUACCAGGAUAUUGCUGCAGAUUCCAGACCAAAUACCAGACAUGUUGCAAUGCGGAAUCGCAUGUUUAAUUUUACCAGAGACAGCUACAGCCAAAGCGGCCGGUCAUUUUCUUAGUCACGCGAUUAUGCAAAGUCCGCAUCUACAAACGUUUAUUCAACCGAUCGGACAGGAGCUUGUCUCCGCAAUUUUGCAUUGUGUCAGUGGAGCAGUGCCUCAUAAUAAUUUAGAUCCUCAUGCUGAAGUUUUAUUAGCAUUGAAUAAAACUUGUUCGGAAUGGACUGCGCAAUGGUUACGAAUCGGGCUAGAGAAUCAAAGGAAUCUCGCUACCAUAAUGUUACAAAGAGAAAACAUGACACGUAUUUUAAUGGAGAGAACAAGAGCAACACGACUUUGCGAAGUAUUAAAAGAAAUUAGUAUUCAAUGUCGUCAAAAGAAGGGAAUGUGACAAUAAAACUUUCAAAAUACACGAAAAAUGACACGAAAAACUGAUCUAAGGCAAUUGUUCUGAUCUAAG
This is a messenger RNA of Camponotus floridanus (Florida carpenter ant), 3223 nucleotides long. It is a transcript of the gene cdm, whose product is annotated as importin-13. Gene Ontology annotation, cellular component: cytoplasm; nuclear membrane. Gene Ontology annotation, molecular function: small GTPase binding. Gene Ontology annotation, biological process: protein import into nucleus. The coding region runs from base 611 to 3154 and encodes 847 amino acids. The transcript has 8 exons. NCBI's taxonomy places the organism in Eukaryota, Metazoa, Arthropoda, Insecta, Hymenoptera, Formicidae. The record is from RefSeq and is a predicted model, not a curated record.